Phodopus roborovskii (desert hamster) is the source of this 1208-nucleotide messenger RNA. RefSeq names its product tetraspanin 17 (gene Tspan17). NCBI's taxonomy places the organism in Eukaryota, Metazoa, Chordata, Mammalia, Rodentia, Cricetidae. Gene Ontology annotation, cellular component: membrane. Gene Ontology annotation, biological process: regulation of vascular endothelial growth factor signaling pathway; protein localization to plasma membrane; protein maturation. The coding region runs from base 223 to 1176 and encodes 317 amino acids. The record is from RefSeq and is a predicted model, not a curated record. The transcript is spliced from 9 exons.
CACUCCGGGUGUGGCGGCCCGAGCGCCGGGGGCGGCGCCACGGCGGGCGGGGCGGCCGGGGAGCCCCUGUGUGGCCUUGGCCAUGAAGCAGCAGCCGCCGGGCUAGGCCCGGGGCGGCUCCAGGCCUGGGCGGCCCGCAGAGGGCUGAGCCGGUCCCGGGCUCCGGUUCCGGGCUCCGGUUCCCCGGGCUCCGGUUCCCGGGGCGGAGGGUGACCACUCACCAUGCCCGGCAAGCACCAGCAUUUCCAGGACCCUGAAGUCGGCUGCUGCGGGAAAUACUUCCUGUUUGGCUUCAACAUUGUCUUCUGGGUGCUGGGAGCCCUGUUCCUGGCCAUUGGCCUCUGGGCCUGGGGUGAGAAGGGUGUCCUCUCCAACAUCUCAGCGCUGACAGAUCUAGGCGGUCUUGACCCUGUGUGGCUGUUUGUGGUGGUUGGGGGUGUCAUGUCGGUGCUGGGCUUUGCCGGCUGCAUUGGGGCCCUCCGGGAAAACACCUUCCUGCUCAAGUUUUUCUCUGUGUUCCUCGGCCUCAUCUUCUUCCUGGAGCUGGCGGCAGGGAUCCUGGCCUUUGUCUUCAAAGACUGGAUUCGAGACCAGCUCAAUCUCUUCAUCAACAGCAAUGUCAAAGCCUACCGGGAUGAUAUUGACCUUCAGAACCUUAUCGACUUUGCUCAGGAAUAUUGGUCUUGCUGUGGUGCCCGAGGGCCCAAUGACUGGAACCUUAAUAUCUACUUCAACUGCACUGACUUGAACCCCAGUCGUGAGCGCUGUGGGGUGCCAUUUUCCUGCUGUGUUAGGGACCCUGCGGAAGAUGUCCUCAAUACCCAGUGUGGCUAUGACAUCCGACUCAAGCUGGAGCUGGAGCAGCAGGGCUCCAUCUACACCAAAGGCUGUGUGGGCCAGUUUGAGAAGUGGCUGCAAGAUAAUCUGAUUGUGGUGGCCGGGGUCUUGGUGGGCAUCGCCCUCCUGCAGAUAUUUGGCAUCUGCUUGGCCCAGAGUCUCGUGAGUGACAUCAAGGCAGUGAAGGCCAACUGGGUCACCCAUGGUGAUGGCUACAAACUACUCAAUAAACAACACUUUGAAAAACCGUGGCUCAUACUCACCGUCUUCGAAAGUUCUGUUGGCAGCUCAGCCCCGGAGUUCCCCAGUGAGGGCCCUGGCCUGAACCCAAUCGCCUAACAAGGUCUCCAGGUCUGGGUAACUUAGCACCU